Molecule: messenger RNA, 561 nt
Organism: Lasiosphaeria miniovina
Lineage: Eukaryota; Fungi; Ascomycota; Sordariomycetes; Sordariales; Lasiosphaeriaceae
Product: kinase-like domain-containing protein
Exons: 1
Coding region: 1-561 (186 amino acids)
Biological process (GO): protein phosphorylation
Molecular function (GO): ATP binding; protein kinase activity
Source: RefSeq, a predicted model, not a curated record
AUGACUGUACGGGGAGGCCCGUCGUUGCUGGUGCCCGGUGAAAAUAUCUUCCCGCCGCUGCCUAUCCCAUGGCGCUUCGCGCGGACGGAUGUGACGGUGCACGACUCGUGGGAUGAGGAGCCCGACCCGGACAUUUUCUACCUCAAGCGCCCGUGGGUGAACGCCUACGACCCCGACUUGCCCGCCAACGAUGUGGCCGUCUGGUUCGCCAUGGAGAUAAAGAACAUGGAGCAGCUCGAUAGACACGACCCCCACCCCAACCUAGUGCGCUAUCACGGCUGCCGCGUACGCAAGGGCAGAGUCACCGGCCUCAUGCUCGGCCGCGUGCCCGGCGAAACCCUCUUGGACUACGUCAAUGAAGGCAGGAUCAUUAAGGAUAAACUGGCCUUCCUAGAGGCCUGGGGCUCUGCCGUAAAACACCUCCACGAUGUCGCCGGCCUCGUACACAACGACAUCCAUCCCUCCAACACCAUGAUCAGUCCCGACGGAACCACCCCGACUCUAAUUGACUUGGGAUCAGCCUUGCCGGAUGGCGAAGAGAUGCUGCAGUGCUUGCCGUGA